This is a messenger RNA of Striga asiatica, 987 nucleotides long. NCBI's taxonomy places the organism in Eukaryota, Viridiplantae, Streptophyta, Magnoliopsida, Lamiales, Orobanchaceae. The record is from the annotation of a GenBank genome assembly.
AUGGACCUCGGAAAUUCCACAGUCAUCAAAACUCCAGACCCUGAAACAGAGGCCCAGAACCCGGCCCGGAUCCAGCCGCCGGCGAAGGCGCCGCCUUUCAGCAACGGUGUGCUGAAGCGCCACGCGCCGCUGGGCCUCCACCACCCCCACCACCACCACCCGGUGGUCGUCACCUACAAGGAGUGCCUGAAGAACCACGCCGCCAGCCUCGGCGGCCAUGCCCUCGACGGCUGCGGCGAGUUCAUGCCCUCUCCGGCCUCCAACCCCGCCGAGCCCGCGUCCCUGAGGUGCGCCGCGUGCGGCUGCCACCGCAACUUCCACCGCCGCGACCCCGACGAGUCGCCGCCGCCGCCGCCACCACCCGCUGCGCCGGCCCUCGAGUACCAGCCCCACCACCGCCACCAUCCCCCGCCGCCGCGCGGUGGCGGCGGCAGCGGCAGCGGCAGCCCAGACGAAUCCCCGUCCCCGCCGCCAAUCUCCUCGUCGUACUUCCCGUCGGCGCCCCACGUGCUGUUGGCCCUCAGCCACGGCGGCCAGUCCGCCCCCCCGCCCGACGGCGCCGCCCCGAUCUCGAUCUCCGGCGGCCCGUCCGCGCCAGCGAUGAUCUCCGGCGGCGCGUCCUUACCGGCAAUGAGUUCCGGCGGCCGGAAACGCUUCCGGACGAAGUUCACCACUUACCAGAAGCAGAGGAUGCUCGAUUUCUCCGAGAAAGUCGGCUGGAAAAUGCAGCGGAGGGACGACGAAGCCACCAACGAGUUCUGCAGCGAGAUCGGAGUCGACAGAGGGGUUUUCAAGGUGUGGAUGCACAACAACAAGAACAACUUCGCCAAGAAAGACAAUCCACCGCCGGCAUUCGCCGCCGCGAACGGAAACGGCGCAAACUACCACCACUACCAUGAGGGAAAUGGUGCUGACGUCAAACCCAGUCUUCAUGAAGGUACAACUGCUCAAGCCAUUGGUACAAAUGGCUCAUCUUCUUCUUCUUAA